This is a messenger RNA of Paramecium pentaurelia, 2304 nucleotides long. The record is from the annotation of a GenBank genome assembly. NCBI's taxonomy places the organism in Eukaryota, Ciliophora, Oligohymenophorea, Peniculida, Parameciidae.
AUGGAAACCGACGAAGUACCAAAACCAAAGAAAGCACCCUACAAAUCAAAAAGAUACUUCCUAAGUUCAUUGAAUACUUACUUUGGUUAUCAAUUAGUACAACUAUGUACUCAUUUAGAUUUAAUAACUUCGCAAUGACAAUGAGCAUCCUGAAGAUCCAAAUCUUAUUGUAGGCACCACAAUCUUAUAAAACAAAUAUCCAUUACAUCCAGCAGUUAGAAAAGUGAUUGAUGUAUCAUUAUCAUUCAAUAUCAAAAUAGCCAUCUAAAAUGUCAUUCUUAGAAAAAGUCAUCUUAGAUAGUGAUGUAAUAGUUUAUGACAUUAAUACAUGUGAUCAUAGUGAAUGUGAAUAUGCCAUUAAAACAUUAAAACUGGGUUCUUAUGAUUAAGAAAAAAUUUUGAUUCUUGUUUCAUCUGUAAUGGCAUGGUCUGCAACAGAUCCAAAAGAAAAGAAAGCUGGAGAAGAAGAUGAAGAUGGUGGUUAUCCUCCAGAAUCAGGAGAAGAAGAAGGCAAACCAUAAGAGGAUGCUGAAGAUGCUCCUCCUAAAAAAGAAUAUACACGUUUUAAUGAAACUGAUUAUCCUAAGAGAAAGGCUUUACCUUAAUAUGAGAGUUUAUGCUCUCUAGAAAGUUUAUGCUUAAGUAUUAAUAGACCUAAUUUAAAAACAUUUAUUCUUUGUGCAGGUAUAUUGUAUGGAAUGGGAGAAGAUCACUUUUAUACUAAAUUUAAAGGGGCUUGGUUAUAAAAUACAAUUACAUUUUAUAAUAGAAAUAAAGUACCAUGCAUUCAUGUCAAAGAUUUAGCUUUAUUUGUAUAAAAGUUGGUUGAAAAACCAGUUAAUUAAAAAUAUAUCUUUGCUAUUGAUCACAAUCAAAAUCCCUCUCAUAAAGCUAUUAUUGAUUCUAUAUCAAAAGGUGUUGGAAAUUAAAAAAUAUAGUAAUCUGAUGUGGCUAUUCCAGAAUUUUAAAUUGAUCUUCGUAUGAAACCAACUAAAGUAUUUGAUGCUUUUCUUGAAGAAUAAGGAGAUCAAGGGGAUGAAGAAUAAGCAGUUGAUAAAUUUACAUUUAAUUGGUGGUGUAAAGAAGGUAUAAGAGCUAAUAUAGCAAAGAUAAGAUAAGAAUUUGUUGAUUAUCAUAACUUAAAACCAAUUCGUAUUGCAAUUACAGGUCCACCUGGAAUUGGGAAAAGUACUAUUGCAAAUUAAAUAUCUACAUAUUUUAGUAUUCCUCAUAUUACCAUCAAAGAAUUGAUAUAGGAAUAUUUAAAUUAAACUAGUGAAGAAGUUGAAUCAUUAAAGGCAAAUUUAGAAGAGAAUAGAAAUUAAUUAGUUGAAGAAGCAAAAGCACAAUAUGAUAUUUAAAGAGAGAAAAGAAAAUAAUUAAAACAACCUUACAUUCCAUUUGAUGAUAGUAAAAUUGAAGCAAGAUUAACAGAUGAAUAAUUGAUUACUAUAUAUAAAUGGAGAUUGAUGUAGAAUGAUUGUUAGAAUAGAGGUUUUAUUUUGGAUAAUUAUCCAAAGACAUAUGCAUAGGCAAAAUAACUAUUCUAUAAUAUUGAAGGAGAAGGAGAAGAAUAAAAAGUAACUCUUAAUAAAUUAAUAUUACCUGAACAUUUUAUUGUACUUAGUGGUAGUGAUGAAUAAAUAAUUGACAGGAUUAAAUUCUCAAAAACUCAUAAAUAUGAUGAAGAAGUACUUCUUAAAAGAUUAAAGAAUUAUAAAAUACUUAAUACAAAAAAGGGAUAUACAAUUUUGAUUGAUUUUUAUAAGGAAUUAAAAGUGGAUAUAUGUGAGAUUUCAGUAUUCAAUAAAUAAACUAAUAUUUAAGAUACAUGUAGAAGUUUUAUUGAAAGGGUAUUUUUUAAUUUCUUAUUUUAGAAUGGAAAGUAUAAGAAUUAUAAACAUAUUGAAUAGGAUUUAGAAGAGAAUAGGUUGAAAGAGAAGAAAGAAUAAUUAUUGAAGUAAUAAGAACAACAUUAAAAAUUGAAAGAGUUAAGAGAUAAGAAAGAAGAUGAAUUGUGGAAGAUUUAAGAGGAAGAAUAUAGGAUCAAAUAGGAACAUAGUGUUAAUUAUGAGAAAGAAUUACUUGAAUCAAGAUCUCUUCCAUUAAGGUAUAAGAUAUAUGAUUUAAUAAAAUAGAUAAUAUUUGAAUGAUAAUGUAGUACCAUUUAUUACAGAAGGUUUAGUAGAGAUUGUAAAAUAGAAUCCAGAAAAUGUGAUAGACUUCUUGUCUGAAUUCUUGUUUAAGAGAUCAUUACAAGUUAGAUUCCCAGAUCCCAAAUUGUAUUUUGAGAAUUCUGAGUGA